Molecule: messenger RNA, 1527 nt
Organism: Salvelinus namaycush (lake trout)
Lineage: Eukaryota; Metazoa; Chordata; Actinopteri; Salmoniformes; Salmonidae
Product: P2Y purinoceptor 12-like
Exons: 3
Coding region: 91-1215 (374 amino acids)
Biological process (GO): G protein-coupled receptor signaling pathway
Cellular component (GO): membrane
Molecular function (GO): G protein-coupled purinergic nucleotide receptor activity
Source: RefSeq, a predicted model, not a curated record
CUCAAGCAGACUGUCGAACGAUUCCAAUCUGCUGAGAGAGAAGAAGUCUGUCUGAAUCUUCCCCUGGGGAGGGAAGCAUCAGCCCUCGACAUGGACAACACAACACAAUUGGCCCUGACCCCUGUCAAUAACAACUUCACCAAGAGCAACUGUUCCCGUGACAACGUGCUGAAGACGGUGGUGUUUCCUGUUCUCUACUCCCUCCUCUUCCUGUUGGGCCUGUUGCUCAAUGGCCUGGCAGUGUGGGUGUUCUUCAGCAUCCCCAGCCGCUCCCACUUCAUCAUCUACCUCAAGAACAUUGUGGUGGCCGACGUCCUCAUGACCCUCACCUUCCCCUUCAAGGUGCUGUCUGACUCCAACAUGGCGUCAGUGGGUCUGCGUGUCUUUGUCUGCCGUGUCUCCUCUGUGCUCUUCUAUCUCACCAUGUACAUCAGCAUCUUCUUCUUCGGCCUCAUCAGCAUCGACCGCUGCAAGAAGACCCUCCAGCCCUUCAAGGUGACCAACAUGGCCCGUCUGGCCCGCAGGAAGCUGCUCUCUGUGGCUAUCUGGGCAUCCCUGCUGACCCUCUCCCUGCCCAACAUGAUCCUGACCAGCCACAACCCCACCUCGGCCUACUUCAAGUGCAGUGAUCUUAAGACGGAGGCUGGGCUGCACUGGCAUGAGGUGGUCAACUAUGUGUGCCAGAUUAUCUUCUGGGGGACCCUGGUGACAGUGAUAGUGUGUUACACCCUCAUCACCAAAGAGCUGUACAGUUCAUACGCCCGCACCAGGGCUUGCCGUUCUAGCGGAGCCAUACACAACGCUGGUACUGAUGGGGGUCAUGUUGAAGGGCAGCGCCAGUCCCGGAGGAAGAGCGUGAGUUCAAAUGUCUUCCUGGUGCUGGCCGUGUUCUUUGUGUGCUUCGUGCCGUUCCACUUCUCCCGCGUGCCGUACACCCUGAGCCAGACAAGGGUACACCUGUUUGACUGCAACAUCAAGCUGUUCUUCUUCCAGCUGAAGGAGAGUACACUCUGGCUGUCCUCCCUCAACUCCCUCCUGGACCCUCUCAUCUACUUCUUCCUGUGUAAGUCCUUCAGAACCACCCUGUUCAAGACCCUCCGUCUCCCACCUGGGACCUGCAGCUGGCUCACUGGGAGAGGGUCCGGCCCCAACACAGGGGAGGAUCAGAACCAAACACAGGAGACUCCCCUUGUAGACAAAUCUAUCUGUAUUUAGGUAACUAAAACUCUAUGUUCUAUCUAUGUAUUGUGAAGAUCUGAUGAAUGUUUCACAGAGGAUCAUACUGCCCUCUCCUGGAAGGUUGACUAAACUGAACUGUGUGUUGAUUAAAAUGCCUGGGCAAUGGGAACAAUCAAUGUAAACUUCCAAUGAUAAAAAAUAUUUUAGCCAGUGAUGAUUAUGACAAUAUGCAGAGCAGGUGUUCCAGUACAGCAAUAGCUCUAUGUUUGUUACACCAGUCUGUUACGGCAGUCUGUUACGCCAGUCUGUUAUGGCAGUCUGUUACGCCAGUUUGUUACGCCAGUCUGU